This is a messenger RNA of Paramecium tetraurelia, 1343 nucleotides long. RefSeq lists its product as uncharacterized. The transcript is spliced from 6 exons. Gene Ontology annotation, molecular function: nucleosome binding; DNA binding; histone binding. The record is from RefSeq and is a predicted model, not a curated record. Gene Ontology annotation, cellular component: FACT complex; nucleus. Lineage: Eukaryota; Ciliophora; Oligohymenophorea; Peniculida; Parameciidae.
AUGUCAGAUCAAUGCACCAAGGGCACUAAUUGGGGUGUGGUUUCCAUUGAUGAUAAAAAUUUAUGUAUGAAAUAUAAUCAGAGCAACAUAAUCAAAUUACCAUUGAAAAAGGUGGUGAAUUCGAACACUUAGAAGAAUGAUAUCGUCCUGUAAUUGAGUACAGAUGAUUAUGGAGAAAAUGAUGACAUGUUAUGCGAAGUCAGAUUUUAUAUUCCACCUCAAGAGUAGAAAUUGAAACAAGAAAAGGAAAAGAAAAAAUAAGAAAAUGAGGAAAAUUAAAUCAGCAUGGAGGAAGAGGAAGAUGGAGCAGAUGAAGAUGCUGAACCAACUUUUUAAUAGAAAUUACAAAAUGAAAUAUUAACCAAAGCCAAAAUUGGUUAAAGUAGUGCUGAUUCUAUUCUAACUAUUCAUGAUGUUCCAUUAAUCGUGCCAAGGGGUAAAUAUACGAUGGAUUUCUUUACAAAAGAUAUCAGAUUUCAUGGAAAUACCUAUCAAUUUACAACUGAUUAUAAGGGAAUUUCUAGAUUCUUCUUGUUACCUAUGCCUGAUGAAAUUAACCUUUCUUUUGUAAUUGGUUUGGAACAUCCAUUCAAAUAAGGUUAGACUACAUACAAUUUCUUGGUAAUGUAAUUCAAGAAGGAUGUUGAGAAUGAAAUUAAACUAAAAUACAGUAGACAAAAGUUAGAUGAAAUUGGUUGGAAGGGAAUUAAGGAAGAAUAUUCUGGGCCGCUCUAUGAUAUUGUAUGCGAAGUAUUGGCUGAGAUUACAGGAAUCAAAGUUGUAUCUCCCAAAAAUUUCAAGAGCAAGAAUGGACUAUUUUGUUUGAGAUGUUCCGUUGGUCCUCACUCAGGAUUUUUAUUUCCGUUAGAAAAAUCAUUAAUUUAUUUAUAAAAGCCUGUAUUACAUAUAAAACAUGAGGAAAUUAAAGAAGUCAUUUUCUAAAGAAUUGGUUCGACUAAUUUAAAUAAAUUUUUUGAUGUGAAAAUUGUAUACAAAAACUAAAAUCAACUAUUUUCAGGAAUAGAAAGAGAUGAACUUGACAAUUUGACCUCAUAUUUCUAAUAAAAGAAAAUUGCUGUAAGAAAACUUCAAGAUGAGGUGCCUCAUCUUCCAUUAGAUGAUAGCGAUGAUGAGGAAGAUGACGAUGAUAGUAGAUAAAAGAAGAAGAAUAAGACCAACAUCGAUCCUAACAAUUUGGAUUCUGACGAUGAUGACGAUGAUUUCCAUGCUGGGGAAGAUGAAGAUGAUGGCAGUGAAAGCGAAGGAAGCGAUGAACCAGAAAGUAAUUCCAGAAAUUAAAAAUGAUUAUCCAUUCAUCAGAUCAUAUUCUUUAUAUUCAAUUA